AUAUUUAAUGUUUGUCCCCACUAACUUUUCUCCCCACUCCAUUCAUUUGCAGCGCUGGCUCGGAGGGGCCAGGGCUGGGUCGGUAGUUCCGCUUCCCCCUUCGCCAUACCGGAAUUAUCCCAGGGCCGAAGAGACCGAUGAAAAGUUGCAACUGUAAAUAGUUUGGGCUCGCGUUUCUUCCCGAGGUAUCCGCGCGCGGGGUGGACCACGCCGACCACAAAUGUUACGUCGGGAGCACUUUUAGCGGAUUCGCCAUCGUCGUUCCUGGCACGUCUGGGGAGUCGACUUGAAGCGGUGGAGGGGAGAAACUCCGGUGCCUGUCGGUGCUUUGUCUCACCUCUAUGUGAACACUAACGCCCCCGCUGAUGUGAGUCUUUCCUCGCCGUUCCCCACCGUCUCCAUCCUGAACCGCUUCGUUCGGCCGCCUGCUCAGCCACCGCGCGGCACGCCUCAACCUCCUCCUCCACCGCCGCCAUGUGCGAUAACGGCGACCCCGAGGACAAGCCCCCCGCUCCCCCGGUCCGGAUAAGCAGCACCAUCUUUGGCGCCGGCAAAGACUCGUUCUCGGCCAACCACAGCUCCAAACCGCUGCCCUCUGUGCCCGAAGAAAGGAAGCCCCGGAAAGGGAUCAUCUCGAUUUUGGUGGACAAAGGUAGGAAAAAAGAUAAAGACAAAGAGCGACCAGAGAUCUCGCCGCCUUCUGAUUUUGAACACACCAUACAUGUCGGGUUUGAUGCUGUAACAGGAGAGUUCACUGGAAUGCCGGAGCAAUGGGCUCGGCUGCUACAGACCUCAAACAUCACCAAGUCGGAGCAGAAAAAAAACCCACAGGCUGUGCUUGACGCCCUCAAGUUUUAUGACUCUACGGGCAACGGUCGCCAGAAGUACCUCAGCUUCUCGUCCUCUGAAAAAGAAGCGUUCCCUGCCGGACCACAGUCUCCUGUGAAAAAAAGCACCGAACCGUCAUCUCCAAACAUCAAAGACAUCGAUGACGACGACGACGAUGAAACCCCCCCGCCUAUUGUGGCUCCAAGACCAGAACACACAAAGAGUGUGUACACCCGUUCUGUGAUUGACCCGCUUCCUGCUCCAAGUACGUGUGCAGAUGGAGAGGCUGCUGCUCGCACUGCAGAUAGACAGAGAAAGAAGACCAAGAUGACGGAUGAGGAGAUCAUGGACAAACUGAGAACCAUAGUAAGCAUUGGCGAUCCCAAAAAGAAGUACACAAGAUAUGAAAAGAUCGGCCAGGGGGCAUCAGGAACAGUAUUCACCGCUAUUGAUGUAGCAACUGGACAGGAGGUGGCCAUUAAACAGAUCAACCUACAGAAGCAACCCAAAAAGGAGCUCAUCAUCAAUGAGAUUCUGGUGAUGAAGGAGCUGAAGAACCCCAAUAUUGUCAACUUUUUAGACAGCUUCCUGAUGGGGGAGGAGCUGUUUGUGGUGAUGGAGUACUUGGCUGGGGGCUCGCUGACCGACGUGGUCACGGAAACCUGCAUGGAUGAAGGUCAAAUAGCUGCCGUCUGCAGAGAGUGUUUACAAGCGUUGGAUUUCCUACAUGCUAACCAAGUCAUUCACAGAGAUAUCAAAAGUGACAACGUGCUGCUCGGGAUGGAUGGCUCUGUAAAGCUGACCGAUUUUGGUUUUUGCGCCCAGAUCACUCCCGAGCAGAGCAAACGCAGCACUAUGGUAGGCACGCCUUACUGGAUGGCACCUGAAGUGGUGACCAGGAAGGCCUAUGGGCCUAAAGUAGACAUUUGGUCACUUGGUAUUAUGGCCAUUGAGAUGAUUGAAGGAGAGCCGCCCUACCUGAACGAGAACCCACUAAGAGCAUUAUACCUGAUCGCUACAAACGGCACACCCGAACUCCAGAAUCCAGAGAAGCUGUCUCCGGUCUUCAGAGAUUUCCUCAACCGCUGCCUGGAAAUGGAUGUGGAGAAGAGAGGCGGAGGCAAAGAGCUCCUUCAGCAUCCGUUCCUGAAGGUGGCAAAGCCCCUCUCCAGUCUCACCCCUCUCAUCCUGGCUGCCAAGGAGACCAUAAAGGCCUCUCGUUAACGGGCGAACCCGGCCGCCCUGCCUUACCAUGCUGUGCACAGAUCUGUGCCAACCGUUUCAAUUUUUGUGCCAGACAAUGGGCUGAGAGUGACGCGCCAGCCUUGUAAGCCCUGACGAAACCUCACUGUGAAGACCAAAAACCAGGAGCACGACCCCCCACCGCUGUCAAAAUGAACUCUUAUUCUCUCUUUGACGUCAGAAGACAAGUCAGACUAAAGUGCUUAGCUACAGAGUCAGGCGUAGUUAAUUUUUGUACAUCAAAACUGGUGACAAGUUAGGACUAGGCUUGUAUUUAACUUGGAAUGAAGAAGAUGCCUAGUUCUGUUUAGUUUUUUUUGGGUUUUUUUUUUAAUCAGCUGCCUUAAACAAAUGCAAAAUGUUGCCUAAUGUAUUGUUGAUUGUGUCUGUGUUGUCUCCAAUGAUUUUUACUACCUUUUUGGAAUUGACAUUUUCAGUUUGUCAGUAUCGUAGUUAUUUUGAUACUUGAAUUUCAUGUUCGUCCCCCGCCUGCUUGGUUUCUAUCAUCUCCUGCAGUGGAGAUCGUGUUUUCCGGCAGACCCGUGUUCGUCUGGUCAUUUCACCGUUUUAUAGGAAACAUUUCAGUGCAUUGUUCAUCAUCAUGUCCUUUAGCGGUCUCCACUGCCUGAUCUACUGUACCAGUUCCUUCCCCUGUAUCUGUAGUGUCCUGAUGCCAGAGGCACCACCUCACAGGCAAUUAAAAUGUUAGAUCAACAGGGUUUCGACUUUCUCUGUUGCUAUUAAAGUGAGUAUUGUAUGUGGAACUCUGUCCUUCGUGUUCUUCCAGAAUAAACUAGUGCACUUUGCUCCGUACAAAGAAUGCGUGUUAGCUAGUGAACCAGUGACCAUAUCGUGCUAAUUAGAUGCAUAAAGCUACAGAGCCAUUCGUUCACUUUAUUUUUCUAGUCUACACAACUAACAACUCUGUCAACACACAAAUAAACAUACCUGGUUUUACUAUUA
Fundulus heteroclitus (mummichog) is the source of this 3033-nucleotide messenger RNA. RefSeq names its product p21 protein (Cdc42/Rac)-activated kinase 2b (gene pak2b). Gene Ontology annotation, biological process: intracellular signal transduction; regulation of axonogenesis; regulation of MAPK cascade. Gene Ontology annotation, molecular function: ATP binding; protein serine/threonine kinase activity. The transcript has 15 exons. The record is from RefSeq and is a predicted model, not a curated record. Gene Ontology annotation, cellular component: cytoplasm. NCBI's taxonomy places the organism in Eukaryota, Metazoa, Chordata, Actinopteri, Cyprinodontiformes, Fundulidae. The coding region runs from base 475 to 2052 and encodes 525 amino acids.